CGGUCAGUCACCGCAAACACUUGAGAGGCGAACUGCGAAGUUGACACACUACUCGUUCAAUCACACGCCAUGCACGUGACCCUCUCUCCAUACAGCACAGCAUCGCAAAGCGGACGAUUCUCUUUCGUAAGCUAAUGAUAACUUGCCGUUUCAUCUCGUCCCGUCUUGUCUCUUGGCUCUCUUCUUCUUCUUCUUCAAAUCAAUCUCAAGAUUGAAAAAUAACUCAAACAAACAAUGAACAAAUUGUCAUAAUCCAAUCUAAUCCAAUCAAAUGAUCCACAGAUGAUGUGUAAUAGGUGUAGUUGCUGCUGCUCCUCACUCACUCUCCGUCUCCGCGAUGAACUUCGCUUCUUCCUCCGCGACUACGAUCGCCUCCAAUACAUCGCCGUCAUUCUCAUCUACAUUCAAACAGGUUGCGCGUUGAUUGGAUCCCUAGGCGCAUUAUACAAUGGGGUUUUGUUGAUAAAUUUAGCGAUAGCGUUGUUCGCGCUUGUGGCAAUCGAGAGUAGCAGUCAGAGUCUCGCGAGGACUUACGCUGUGCUUUUGUUCUGCGCCAUUUUGCUUGAUAUUUUUUGGUUCAUUCUUUUUUCACGUGAAAUUUGGAAUAUUUCGUCCGAGAGUUAUGGAGUUUAUUUUAUAUUUUCGGUCAAACUGGCUUUGACGAUGCAAAUUGUUGGAUUUUUGGUGAGGUUAUCAUCGUCAUUGUUGUGGAUUCAGAUGUACAGGUUGGGGGUGUCGUAUGUGGAGGGUGGUGCUAGUGGUGUUGUUGGUUCGAGAGAGCCUGAUUUUGAUUUGAGAAGUAGUUUUUUGAGUCCUGUUACGCCUGCUGCCGCUGCUGCUGUGAAUAGACAGCGUUCUGUGAGUGAUGAUGUCUUGGGCGGAUCCAUUUAUGACCCUGCUUAUUAUUCUUCUCUCUUUGAAGAUUCUCAGCAGAACAAAUAUUCAUUUGCGGGUAACGGUGAUGGUACUGGUGAUCAUGAAUCUAGUUCUGGUACUGAAGCCUCUCAAACUAAGGGAUCUGUGGGAAGAUAUUUUGAGUCUAUAGAUGAGGAGAAUGCAUUAGACAAGCACCUGAGGAUCUGAGUAGAUCAUCUGUGAAAUAAUUAGCUUGGUUUACGCUCACCAUAUAUUGGUUUGAGGUAUAUUUGAUUGAUUUGUCCAAGUUCUGCAUAGGGAUAGCAUUUGUACAGUCUCCCACGUUUAGCAAUUUUUUCAUUAGACAAUAGCAUUGAAAGGGAAAGCUGCAAGAACCAGAUUUUUUGGUAUCAAUUAUGGGUAGUGAAUUCAAAAGAUUUUGCCGUCCAAGAACUGGACCAUUAUAUGAUAUUAAGGUGGGAUGUUAUCUUGGCAUGAUCGAAUGUAGGUAGAGAUUGGAGUUUUAGCAAUGCAACCAUCGUUGCAAUGUUCCAAAAGUGGAUUAAUUAGUCUUUUCACUGUUACUUCGAUUAUUAUAAUUUUUUUUUGAGGUUUUUGGUAUUAGAAUGAAAACAGAUAUUCUCAUUUUGUUGUGGGUAUUCAUUUUUGACAUACAAUAGAUUACAGUUUGAUCUUGAUUUA
Messenger RNA from Mangifera indica (mango), 1557 nucleotides. RefSeq lists its product as uncharacterized. The record is from RefSeq and is a predicted model, not a curated record. NCBI's taxonomy places the organism in Eukaryota, Viridiplantae, Streptophyta, Magnoliopsida, Sapindales, Anacardiaceae. The transcript is spliced from 4 exons. The coding region runs from base 283 to 1083 and encodes 266 amino acids.